This is a messenger RNA of Panicum virgatum (switchgrass), 2506 nucleotides long. Its product is annotated as zinc finger CCCH domain-containing protein 62-like. NCBI's taxonomy places the organism in Eukaryota, Viridiplantae, Streptophyta, Magnoliopsida, Poales, Poaceae. The record is from RefSeq and is a predicted model, not a curated record. The coding region runs from base 100 to 2217 and encodes 705 amino acids. The transcript is spliced from 10 exons. Gene Ontology annotation, molecular function: metal ion binding.
CACUUUUCAAACCAAAAAACUCGAAAAAGGGGGAAACCCUUCCUCCCCGUCCAUCCAUCCACUCCCCUCUCCUCCCCAACGGUCGACCCGUUAACCCCCAUGGCCGCCGCCGCUGCCGCCGCCGAUCACCUCCCCCGGUCGCUAGAAGAUCGGCGCGAGGUGGAUGAAGGCUCGGAUGAAUCGGAGGAGGAAGAGGAUGUGGAGAGCGACGACGAGGGCUCGGAGGUCUCGAGCCUCUCCGACUUCCGCGAACCCGACGCGGGCUCCGACGAGGACCCCACCUUCGACCCGGCCGCCGACGGGGACCUCGAGGUGGAGGCCGUGCUGCGGGCCAGGAUGAGCCGGAUGUCCAUCUCGGCCUCGGCGCGCAGGGGCAGGAAAGGGCCAGCAGUGCCGAAGAUGGGAAAGGUGGAGAUUGACCUUCUGGCCAUGGUGGACCAGCUCAAGCAGGAUGGUCAGCUGGAGAAACUGAAGGUUUACGAAUGUAAAGCAUAUUUGCGGAUGCACAAGUUAAGAUUGACAGGCAAGAAGGAAUUACUCCUAAAUCGAAUCAGAGAGCAUAUAGAGGUGAAAAAUGAUGGUGAGAAGAAGUACCCAGUGUCAAGCUUUGUUCAUAACUGUAAAGGUGAUGCGUGCAAAGGUGAUGUUGUGAUGUUUGAGCAAAACAUUUACAGAAGGAAAAAGGGAGCUCCUCGUGAAGUCAAGGGCCGCCUAUGUGGUCAAAGGACCAAUGCCGGUAGAAUAAUAAAAGAAAGCUAUGGCACUGCAAAGCAACAGCAUACAUUCACUAUUGAGAUUUUAUGGAGUAAAGGAUACAAGCCGUGGCCACCCCUUCAUCCGCUCCUCAUCAAGGGCAGAAAUCUUUACAAGGAUAAGACCAUGAGACAGCCAUGGCCUGAUGAAGAGGAAAGAAACAGGGUCAUACAAGAAAAACAUGAAAGAGGGGACUUGGCACGCAAGUCAAGAGCAGCCAGGAUUCAUGAGAAAGAGAAUAAAAAGCUGCUGAGGAACAGGAUCAAGGACAAUAAGAUCAAAGAACUGCAGAACAUGAACCAAAAACCACCUCAAGAGCCACAGCAAAAUGUCAAAUCCACAAAUAUUCUUCAGCAAAGGGUUGGUGAGAGGAACGGCCCUUCACCCCAAAACGGUGAACCAGGGAAUACAAAGCAGCAACAUAUAUCUUCAAAGGCUACUACUUCACACCACAAUGAAGUGUUUCCACAGAAGGGUGCAACAGGAUCUUUUAAGCAAGAGUUCAACGGUUAUCAGAUCUCUUCCAAUAAAAAUGGAGGACCGCAGCCAAAAAUGCUUUCAGAUCCCACUCGUACUCAGCAAAUGUUCAAGGACCACCAUUGCGGUUAUCAACAAAGAAAUGAAGUUCUGCCUCAGAAGGUUCCGAUGGGAACUUCCAGGAAAGCAUUUGUAAAUCAUCAGGCCCCUUCCCAACACAAUGGUGGAUCAGGGAACACCAAUCAUCAUCAAAUAUCUUCAAAGCCCACUCCUUCAAUGUUGAAGUACCUGCAGCUGCCCCCCAAACAUCAAAACCACAAUGAAGCGGAUGAUUCCAGAGAACAAUUGUUUGAUCAUCAGCAUAACGCUUACAAUUCCACAGAAUAUGAUGACUCUCCAUUCGAGCCUCAAGGGAAGUUCACUCAGCAUUCAGGUGCGUACCAGCAUGGCUCCAAUUUUCAUCAAAAUGCCCGAGGUGGUCACCAAGCACAUCAACCCCAAAGACCAAGAAAUCAAAAUCAGAAUAACGCUUACUAUACCCCAAAAUAUGACUCCUCAUUCCAAACUCGAGGGAAGUUAACUCAGCAUGCAAAUGCGUACCAGUGUGGCUCCGGUUCUCGUCAAUAUGCCCAAGUUAAUCACCAAGUGCAUCAACCUUUGAGAACAAGAAAUAAGGAUUUCAAUUCAAGCGACCAAUCUUAUGGCCAGGAUUACCACCAUCAAGGAUACUAUGAUUACAGGGGAAUUACUCAUGGCCAGUAUCAUCCUCAACAGAGCCGGAAUCAAAAUUACUAUGGCCGCAGGCCCAUGACUCAAGACCAGCAUGGAACCCACCAAAACCAUCAUCAGAAUUACAAUGGCCACAGGAAAAUGAACCAACCUCAGCAGUUUCUGGAACAGCAACCACAACCGCGGCUAUGCCGCUACUACUGUCAAGACAGAUGGUGUCCCUAUGGUGAAGGCUGCUGGUUUUCCCAUGACAUCUGAGUGUUAAUGUAGAAGGCAAUAUGUUGUGCUGCGGUGAUGUGACCUCAGCUGAGUUGAAGUUUUUGAAGUAACAGGGGAAGCACUAACUUUUUUGUGCGAGUAAUGUGGGAAUUUUGAAUUGAGGUGCUGUGUGAAACUUAAGGCACAUGGGUCUACGUCACGCGCUUGUAUUAGCUGUUCAGCUAAAUUUUGCAUAACCUUACCUUACCUAUUGCAGUCAUAACUAUCAACUCCAUUUGUUGAUAAUUGGCUAAUGAAUAUCAUGUCAUUGUGAUAUGAUUUAUGGAAA